AUGGAUACAAACGGCAAUGGCAAGAAAGGUCUACCUCGGCUUAGGGACAUCAUUAGACGUCAACAACAAGAUUCUGAUUGUUAUUUUCAGGGAGGCGGCGCGGACUUCCCCGAUUUGGAAUUCACCUACGACGACACCGAUAACCAUGUUAACGAGAUCGCUGAGCUCUACAGCUACACCGAACAGCCGGAGCUCCAGCUCAACGUCAAAGCCUUCGAGGACCAAAUGGAAAUCUACGACUUCCCUCCUAGCUGGCAGAAAUUACCAAGUGAAAAUCGGAAAUCGGUAGUCAUGAAGCUCCUGGACCAACUGGAAGUCAGCAGCAAGCCUUUGAGGAUGAGAAGCGCCAGGUGUUUGUUGUACAUAGCCCAAGGUUGUUGGGCCGAGAUGCAGUCGGACGCCGAGCAGCAACAGUGGGCUAGGAACAAUUCCAUUUUGCUUUAUCAAUUGGGAGUUUUCGGUGCGUUUACGGAUUUAUUGAACAUCGAGUUCGAAAAUAGCACUGCAGCGCAUGUGGCUAUGAGAAAAAUCGCUAUAUCAUUAGCUGAUUCUCAAGACCUCAGGGUUAUAUUAUCCGUAUUAUACACAAUAACUGAAGUUAUGAGACACGAGAAGAGCUUGGGUUCCACGGAAUUCGAGGGUGAUGUCGAUGCUUUUUGUAACGAAAUAGCUUAUUCUGCGAGCGACGACCUCCUCAUCAUUAAACUGUUGAGCAUGGUGACGAGAUUCUGCAGUGGCUCGGCCCCCCAUUUUCCUAUGAAGAAGGUGCUAUUACUACUUUGGAAGCUCAUCCUAGUUUCUUUAGGAGGAAUGAAUACUUUAAGGGACUUAAAAUUAGAUAAACGAAGGGAGUUCGGACUUCCCUACUACAAUGAAGACACGAUGGAAAUAGCGAAAACCAUGAGGUCUUCUUCGCCGCCCGCGAGCGCUUCGGAUCUACUCGAAGCUCAGAAUCAAAAGAGGAACACCAGGCCGUUCCGAAGGAGUCUAAUGAAACAGAGUAGUUUAGACGAUCACGAUACUUUAGGAAUGGAGCUAGAUUCUAGUAUGGGAGGCGAAAACGGCGAAGACAUGAACGAGCUGUCGGAAUUCGACGAGAGAAGGCCGGCCAACGAGACGAACGAUCAGAUGUACACUUACAACCACGAGACCUACAGGCCCAUUUCGCCCCCUUCGCCCAACGCUUUAGUGCUCCCCAAAGGCUUGCCUUGGAAACCGAAAGUUCGCCAGAAAGACAUCGACCUGUUUCUAGAUACUGCCAGAUUAAAAUUCUUAGGUUACAGCCUUCCGGGCGACAGGACAACAUUGUUCGGUCUACCUGAGCCUAUUCACGAAGGAGUUAAAACGUUGAACGAUCAUAUUUAUACGUCUUUGGCGGAGUUGCAAGUGCAGAAAGAGGAGGAAAUAGCGCGGAAUCCCAUUUCAACGAGCGAAGGCGAAAUAGAAAUGACUGCUACUGAGAUUUUGUACCAAGCGAUGCUGCCGAAUCUUCCCCAGUACAUGAUAGCCUUGCUGAAAAUCCUGCUAGCAGCCGCGCCUACUUCGAAAACCAAAACAGACUCCAUCAACAUCAUGGCCGAUGUACUCCCUGAAGAAAUGCCGAUGACAGUAUUGCAGUCGAUGAAGCUCGGUAUAGACGUUAACAGGCACAAGGAAAUCAUCGUGAAAGCCGUUUCGGCUAUCCUGUUGUUGCUGUUGAAGCAUUUCAAGUUGAAUCACGUGUACCAGUUCGAAUUCAUGUCUCAGCAUUUGGUGUUCGCCAAUUGUAUUCCGCUGGUUCUGAAGUUCUUCAAUCAGAACAUAAUGGCUUAUGUAGGAGAGAAGAACGCAAUACCGAUUUUGGAUUUCCCUUCGUGCGUGAUCGGCGAUCAGCCGGAGCUGACCUCGGAGAGCUUGGAAAUCGGCGAUUCGGCCGCUUUCUCCUGGCGGAACAUGUUCUCCUGCAUAAACCUGCUUAGAAUAUUAAAUAAAUUAACUAAAUGGAAACAUUCUAGAAUAAUGAUGCUUGUGGUAUUCAAAUCGGCGCCGAUAUUGAAGCGAACGUUGAAAGUUCGACACGCCAUGACGCAGCUAUACGUCCUUAAAUUGUUGAAAAUGCAAACCAAGUAUUUGGGAAGGCAAUGGAGAAAGUCCAAUAUGAAGACAAUAAGUGCUAUCUAUCAAAAAGUUAGGCACCGCCUUAACGACGACUGGGCAUAUGGAAAUGAUUUGGAUGCUAGACCGUGGGAUUUCCAAGCGGAAGAAUGCGCUCUUAGAGCAUCAGUCGAUAGAUUCAAUAAUCGUAGAUAUACGCAAAUAAAUGAUAGCGAUUUUGAGCCUGUAGAUAAUUGUCUGAACAGCGUGUUAGGAACAAACCAUGACUUAUCCGAGAGCUUUAAGAAACACUACGAAUUGUGGUUAGAACAGGAGGUAUUUGGUGUUCCUAUCGAAUGGGAUAACUUAUUAGAGGGUGAUAAAUAUAAAUAG
Molecule: messenger RNA, 2466 nt
Organism: Phyllotreta striolata
Lineage: Eukaryota; Metazoa; Arthropoda; Insecta; Coleoptera; Chrysomelidae
Source: the annotation of a GenBank genome assembly